This is a messenger RNA of Scheffersomyces amazonensis, 1740 nucleotides long. RefSeq names its product DNA primase subunit (gene PRI2). Gene Ontology annotation, biological process: DNA replication, synthesis of primer; DNA replication initiation. The transcript has a single exon. The record is from RefSeq and is a predicted model, not a curated record. NCBI's taxonomy places the organism in Eukaryota, Fungi, Ascomycota, Pichiomycetes, Serinales, Debaryomycetaceae. The coding region runs from base 107 to 1630 and encodes 507 amino acids. Gene Ontology annotation, cellular component: alpha DNA polymerase:primase complex.
AGCGAGCGACGCGUAUGAGUUACAGCUUUUGUUGAUGUUUACCUAUUGAUUAUAACUGAAUUAUCUAAAAGUAGAGACUAAGUAACAGUGUAAGUGUAAGUGUAGUAUGUUCAGACAAGUGAAGAGAAAGACUACUGGAAGAAGAAACUUCGAAGAAAGUGUUAGCGGAGACAUUCAACAGAAACUUGAAGGACUCUAUCAGCAUCGAUUAUCAUUUUAUGAUAUUCCACCUCUACAAGAGAUUACCCUUGAAGAUUUUGAAACAUGGUCAAUUGAUAGAUUAAAAUUAUUGAUUGAAAUCGAGAGUUGUGUAGCACGAUCUAAAUCUUUAAAGGAUAUAGAAGCAUCUAUUAGACCAUUACUUUUAAAAUAUUUACCAAUGAAUUCAAGUGGUGAUGCAUGUUUACGAGAAAGAAUGAAAGAUCAUUAUUCCCAUUUUAUAUUAAGAUUAGUGUUUUGUCGUAGUGAAGACUUAAGAAAGAAAUUUAUAAAAAAUGAAGGAAUUUUAUUUAGAAUUAGAUAUAAUUUAUUACAACCUAAAGAACAACAAGAAUUUAUUGAACUGAAUUCGGAUAAAUUAGUAUGGAAAUUUAUUACUAAUGAAGAAAAAUUAGAUAAAUUCGAUCAAUUAUAUAAUGCAUCAGGUUUACUUAUUAAAAAUACUUUAAUGAAUGAUAAUCCAGGUAUAGAAUUUACUAAUGAACAAAUUAAAACUCAUAUAAAAACCAAAGAAAAUUUUAUUAAAUUACCCUUUGAAAAGGUUGCAAAUUUAGUUAGUUCACGGUCAAUUUAUUUAUAUCAAGGUUAUGCAUAUAUUCCUUCAAGUUUACAAUUAAAUUUAAUUGCUACUGAAUUUCAAGAUAGUUUAAAUACAAUGUUAUUAAGAACUUUUCAAACUUUACCAAGAUUAGAAGAAGAUGAUAGAAUUUUACCAUUAUUAAAUAAUUUAAGUUCAAAUUUCUCUAAUAUUCAAUAUGAUAAUUUUAAUAAUAUUGAUCCAUCAUUAGUUAGUGAUAUUAAUCAUCAAUCAAUUCAAACUCCAACUAUAAUUCAACAUUAUCCAUUAUGUUCAAAGAUUUUACAACAAAAUUUAUCAUUAAAUAGUCAUUUAAAAUAUGCUGGUAGACAACAAUUAGGUUUAUUCUUAAAGGGAAUUGGAUUAAAUGUUGAUGAAGCACUUAAAUUUUGGUCAAUUCAAUUUACAAAAAAGAUAUCUAUGGAAAAAUUUAAUAAAGAUUAUAAAUAUAAUAUUAGACAUAAUUAUGGUUUAGAAGGAGCCAGAAUUAAUUAUAAACCUUGGGAUUGUGCUACUAUCCUUUCCAAGCCAAAACCUGGUAAGGGAGAAUUUCAUGGAUGUCCAUAUAGAGAUUUAAGUGUUGAUAAUUUAAUAACUAAUUUAAAUGAAUUAGGAAUUGAAGAUCAACAUCAAAUUAAUGAAAUUAUUGAUGAUGUAGGUAAACGAGAUUAUACUAUUGCCUGUACAAGAGUAUUUGAAAUUACUCAUGCCAAACAAUUAAAUCAACAACAACAAAAAGUUGCAGAAGGAAUGCAUAUAAAUCAUCCAAAUCUUUAUUUUGAUAGAUCAAGACAACUUGAAAGGUCUUUGGAAAAGAAGGAGGCCAGUGUGUAGUUUACUUGAGUAUAAGUUAGUUUAAUUUAGUAUAGUUUUACGUAAGAUUUGAUUUACAGAAGUUGCAAUAUUAUGCAACUCGUGAAGAGUAAUACAUCAAAACAAUACUG